CGCGCGGCGGGAAAUUAUUUCCCAGAGCCCGGAUUAGUGAGGCUGCGAGUGCUGCAGCGGCAGUCGUCUCCCCAGUCACCACCGCCACCCGAGGGAAGCAUCCCAGACUCUCCAGCAGGGAAGAUGGAAGAUGGUGCUCCAAAGCAUAUCAUCCAAAUGACAGGAUUUAAGAUGGAAGAAAAGGAAGCUCUAGGCAAAUUGCUUUUAAAACUAGAUUGCACUUUUAUUAAGAGUGAGAAGUACAAAAAUUGUACACAUCUUAUAGCUGAACGCCUGUGUAAGAGUGAAAAGUUUUUAGCAGCUUGUGCAGCAGGAAAGUGGGUACUAACUAAGGACUACAUAAUUCAUAGUGCCAAAAGUGGCAGAUGGCUUGAUGAAACAACUUACGAAUGGGGCUACAAAAUUGAAAAGGACUCCCAUUAUUCUCCUCAAAUGCAAUCUGCACCUAAAAGAUGGCGUGAAGAACUGAAACGCACUGGUGCCCCUGGAGCCUUCCACAGGUGGAAAGUUGUUCUUCUUGUUAGAGCUGAUAAACGAAGUGAUUCUCUUGUAAGAGUUCUGGAGGCUGGAAAAGCAAAUGUUAUUUUACCAAAAAGUUCACCAAGUGGAAUAACUCAUGUGAUUGCAAGUAAUGCAAGAAUCAAGGCUGAGCAAGAAAAAGACCAUUUUAAGGCUCCAUUUUAUCCAAUUCAGUAUCUAGGGGAUUUUCUUUUAGAGAAAGAAAUUCAGAAUGAUGAAGAUUCCCAGAUCCAUUCUGUUUGGAAUAAACACAGCAAUCAGGAAAAAAACAAAGAUUUCUGGAAAGAUAAGGGAUUUCUUAAAAUGAAAGGUGCCUUAAAAGAGACCAUGUGUAGGACCCAGAAAGAAAUGAAAAAUCAUGAUGAAGAUGUUAAUGUUAGUUCUCUUUUGACUGAACAUCACAAAAAAGAAAAAUUCAGAGAUUCCAGUAGAGAUUUGAAACUUGGUAAAAUGAGAGAUACCUUAAGAAGGCACACAUGCAAAAGUCAGAAGGAAAUAAAGAAAAGGGAUGAAGAUAUUCAAAGGAGUUACACUUUGAGGAAAAAACGCAAAAAAGAAAAUGAAAGAGAUUCCAGGAAAGACAUUGAACAUAACAAACUUAAAAGUACCUCAAGAAAGCACAUAUAUAGAGAUCAGAAAGAAAUGAAGAGUUCUUUUUUUGCUGAUCGUGCCAAAGAAUCUAAAGCCAAGGAUGUCAGGACAGAUGUGGAUAUUGCUGAAAUAAAAAAUGAGUUAAAGAAGCACAUAUAUAGAGCUCAGGCUAUCAGAUACAGCUGCAUUAAAAUAGAUAAACAACCAGUGUACAAUAUUGAGGUAAAAAAUGCUGAAUUUCCUAGAGGUAUAUUAAAUUUAAUUGAAAGUCUCAUAGAAGGGCAGUUUUUUAAAGAAGCAAUUGAGGAACUUUCCUCUUUACAAGCACAUUAUAUCCCCCCUGUAUGCCUUCUUCAUGCUCUACUAGAGAACAUUCUACAGGAUAAUAUAGAUACAUUCUCUGGCCGAUACUUUCAUAUAUUGUCAGCUCUUCUUCACCUGCAUCCUCCUUGGAAGUCCCCAGCCAUGUCACGAUAUUACUUAGAGCUGUUUCAGUGCCCAACUUGCAUGAAAGGAGCAUGGUCUCUAAUAGAAGUGCUUAUCAGGUCUUGCCUUUACAAUGAAAGUUUUUGCCAUCAAAUUUCAAAAAAUAUUAUUGGCACUAAGGUGCUCUACCUGACCCUGCUCAAAUUUUUCUUUAAUUUAGUGGAAAGUGAAGUGCGACAUCUGAUCCAAAAGUUGUAUGACUGGUCAGAUUCUCAGAGUCUGAAAAUAACAGGAAAGGCAAUUCUUCUUGAAAUCUUUUGGUCAGGAAAUGAGGCCUCUGGGCUUUUGACCAAACCAGUAAAUAUGCUUUUGGAGUGGACUAUAUAUUCUCACAAGGAAAAAUGCAAGUCUAAUGAUGUCUUCAAACACGAGCUAGCUUAUUUAUUGACUGGAAUUCUUGGAGCAGCGAUAGAUUAUUGGAUCUUCCUUGGUCUUAAGAGGGGUAAAAAUGUGAUGCGACACAUGUCUGAUGACUUAGGAAGUUAUGUUUCCCUUUCGUGUGACGACUUUUCUUCACAGGAAUUAGAGAUUUUCAUUUGUUCCUUUUCCUCCUCCUGGCUUCAAAUGUUUGUUGCAGAGGCAGUCUUUAAAAAGUUGUGUUUACAGAGUUCCAUCAGUGUUUCUUCUGAGCCACUCUCUCUUCAGAAAAUGGUAUAUUCCUAUUUGCCAGCUUUGGGGAAGACUGGUGUGCAUGGGACUGGAAAGACGCAGAUACCAAAGAAAAUAGGACAGCGGCCUUGCCUUGAAUCUCAGAGAGCCUUAUUAAUGCUGAACGGUGUGAAACAGAAACAAGUUGAAGGGCUGCCAGAGUUACCAGAGCUGAACCUUGCUAAAUGUUCAUCGUUAAAAAGAUUGAAAAAGAAGUCAGAAGGAGAAUUAUCAUGUUCCAAGGAGAAUUGUCCCUCUUUAGUUACAAAGAUGAAUUUUCACAAGACUAAUCUGAAAGGAGAAACAGCCCUCCAUAGAGCUUGCAUAAAUAACCAAGUGGAGAAAUUGAUUCUUCUUCUCUCUUUGCCAGGAAUAGACAUCAAUGUUAAAGACAAUGCUGGCUGGACGCCUUUGCAUGAAGCCUGUAACUAUGGCAACACAGUGUGUGUCCAGGAAAUUUUGCAACGUUGUCCAGAGGUAGAUCUGCUCACUCAAGUGGACGGGGUGACUCCUUUGCAUGAUGCACUGUCAAACGGACAUGUAGAAAUUGGCAAGCUGCUACUACAGCAUGGGGGCCCAGUGCUUUUACAGCAGAGGAACUCUAAGGGAGAAUUGCCUUUGGAUUAUGUGGUAUCAUCUCAAAUCAAAGAAGAACUAUUUGCUAUUACAAAAAUAGAAGAUACAGUGGAGAACUUUCAUGCCCAAGCAGAAAAACACUUUUACCACCAGCAACUUGAAUUUGGCUCAUUUUUACUUAGUAGAAUGUUGCUAAAUUUUUGUUCAAUUUUUGAUUUAUCUUCGGAGUUCCUCUUAGCUUUCAAAGGGUUAACUCACCUAAAUGAGCUGCUUGUGGCUUGUAAGAAUUAUAAAGAAACCACCAGUGCUCAUACUGACUGGUUAUUGGAUUUGUAUGCCAGAAAUAUAAAGACAUUGCAGAUGCUCCCAAAUAUUCUGAAGGAACUGCCUGAUAAUUUAAAAGUGUGUCCUGGAGUGCACACUGAAGCCUUAUUGGUGACAUUGGAAAUGAUGUGCCGUUCAGUCACAGAGUUUUCAUGAUGGUGCCAAAAAAUAUGAGUCAACUUUCUAACAUACUUAGCUUGCUUUGUCUUUUCUUAUACACUUCAUAGCUUAUAAACAAAUAUUAAUUUAUUUAUUGACAGAAUUUGUAGCUUUGCUAACUUUCAAAAGCACUUAAAGAACUUCUGCAAACCUAUAAUGUAGGCUUCUGUCUUUUUCCAUGUUGUAGAAUUUGACUCAAAAGUAAAAAGAGUUUCAUUUGGUAUGCACUGCUUUCCUUAAUCUUUAUUAUUUCUUGAUCUGAAAGUGAUAUUUAUUUAUGUUGUACCUGUAAAACAUCUUAAUUUAAAUAUUUUUUGAAAUCAAAAUGUUCUGUCCUCUCUUCCAGGGAUUUAAAGUCUUAGAAUCAUGGCAAGGAUAUUAAUGCAAAUGUGCAACUAUACGCAUGUAGCUCCCGUUUAUUCUCUGUAGGCUGUUGGACUAAAAUACUCAUUUUAGUUUUGUGUGUUUGUAAAAUAAACAUUUCUAAAAUUUACAAUAAUAACACUCUCUUGGUUUUUAAAGGCAGUGAAUGUGCCAAGUUUGACAGUUUGAUCCCUUGAUCUACUUUAACAGUUCAUGUACAAAGUUUAUUUCUAUUCCAUGUAACCACUGU
Molecule: messenger RNA, 3916 nt
Organism: Mustela lutreola (European mink)
Lineage: Eukaryota; Metazoa; Chordata; Mammalia; Carnivora; Mustelidae
Gene: SLF1
Product: SMC5-SMC6 complex localization factor 1
Exons: 21
Coding region: 124-3300 (1058 amino acids)
Biological process (GO): positive regulation of double-strand break repair
Molecular function (GO): protein binding
Source: RefSeq, a predicted model, not a curated record